AUGCCAGAAGAAGUUAAACCAACAGCGCAAUUAACACCGCAGCACCUGCAGUUUGAGGAAAACGUUUCUCGCCACAUAAUGUCGACACUUGGGAAUCUGGAACCGUUCAACGUGGAACACCCAGAAAAUUGGUCUACGUAUUAUGCGAGGUUCGAGCUCUACUUACUGGCCAAUGACGUACAGGGCAACGAUCGGCAAAGGGCCGUAUUUCUCACCUUAGCCGGAGCGCCAUUAUAUGAUCUUCUGUCGUCAUUGGCCUCGCCCCGUCAGGUGAGUCAACUAAGCAUAAAUGAAAUCAAAAUGAUUUUAACAAAUCAUUUUUCUCCCCGGCCCUCGGAAAUCGCGGCAUAUUACAAAUUCCACAAACGAGACCAAAAAUCUAAUGAGGGAUUUUCCGAGUACGUCGCAGCCUUGCGCAAAUUGGCUGUUGAUUGCAACUUUGGCACGGCGUUGGAUCGCAUGCUAAGAGAUCGCUUGGUAUGUGGCUUGCGUGAUGAGGCAUUGCAGCGCAAUCUACUAGCAGAGCCGGACUUGAAGUUGCAAAAGGUUCUCGAUCGAGCUGCUACUGCCGAAGCAGCAUUUAAGCACGCAUCUGAAAUGCGACACUCCGAACAGGUUCAUCAUGUAGCGUCCAACAACAACCAUCGCCAUAAUCGUUUGAAAACGCGUGCUAGUUCCAACGCACAAACAAAGCCAUGCAAUGGAUGUGGUGACUCACAUGCCCGCUGUCAGUGUCCGCAUCGAGAAACAAUUUGCUCGUCGUGUGGCACAAAAGGUCACCUUCAACGUGUUUGUCGCUCAUCAGCAUCUAACUCAGCCAAUCAGCAAAAGACAUCGCAUUCAUCAGGACGGUUAAAAAAGCAGAAACCACAAUCCAUAAAUCAAAUUUUGCCUCUGGUUGAUUUGAAAAAAUCAGCGACCAUCAGUAUUAAUGGAUAUAAUUGCACAUUUGAAAUCGAUUCGGGGUCAAACUAUACCAUAAUGUCAUCAACAACAUUUGAACGUGUGUGGCCGGUACAGAAGCCAAUCAUGCACACCAGUGACCUUGAACUUGUCGAUUUUCAACGUAAUAGAAUUCCUAUAAUGGGUGUGGUUGAUACAGAUGUAUCAUACGGCGGCCGUGAGGUCAGCUGCUUACCCGUCGUUGUCGUAGACGGAAACCGUUCAAACGUAUUAGGGUGCAAUUGGUUCACCCCACUGGGCAUUACAAUUCAGGGCGUCAAUGCAGUUGAAAAAGCAUCGUCAAUCAAAGGUAUCCUUAAGCAAUUUAAUCAUCUUUUCGCAGAGGAGCUGGGGUGUUUCAAAGGGAAGCCAGUUUCCCUCUACAUCGACAAGUCAGUUCAACCUAUUCGAUAUCCACCUCGGCGUAUUCCAUUAGCCACCAAAGGCCUUGUCGAAGCUGAACUAGACCGCCUAUGUUCAGAAGGGAUCCUAGAGCCAGUUGAGUACUCGGACUGGGCCACACCGAUUGUGCCGGUUCCUAAGAGCGACGGGACAAUCCGCAUUUGCGGCGACUAUAAGUCGACGCUUAACAAAGCACUAAAGCCGCACAACUUCCAGAUACCUGCUAUCAACACUUUACUUUCGUCUAUAGAGGGAGGCAGCAUUUUUGCCAAAAUAGAUCUUGCACAAGCCUAUCAGCAAUUGCAAGUGGACGAACAAUCAUCCGUGUUGCAGAGUAUCGUCACUCACAAAGGCGCCUUCAGAAAAUAUUCCGGGGGUGCUGCCGUAUUUUGA
Molecule: messenger RNA, 1737 nt
Organism: Rhagoletis pomonella (apple maggot)
Lineage: Eukaryota; Metazoa; Arthropoda; Insecta; Diptera; Tephritidae
Exons: 2
Coding region: 1-1737 (578 amino acids)
Source: RefSeq, a predicted model, not a curated record